This is a messenger RNA of Lepus europaeus (European hare), 657 nucleotides long. RefSeq names its product vomeronasal type-1 receptor 90-like. Gene Ontology annotation, molecular function: pheromone receptor activity. The coding region runs from base 1 to 657 and encodes 218 amino acids. Gene Ontology annotation, biological process: G protein-coupled receptor signaling pathway. The record is from RefSeq and is a predicted model, not a curated record. Gene Ontology annotation, cellular component: membrane. The transcript has a single exon. NCBI's taxonomy places the organism in Eukaryota, Metazoa, Chordata, Mammalia, Lagomorpha, Leporidae.
AUGAGGGGCCUCUCCAUCUGUACCACCUCCCUCCUGAGUAUCAUCCAGGUCAUCACCAUCAGCCCCAGCACCUUCUGCUUGUCAAGAUUUAAAUAUAAACUCACAAGUCAUGUUAUCCAUGCUUUCUUCUAUUUUUGGUCACUCAGCUUGUCUUCCAGUAGCAACAUGAUUAUCUGCACUGUAGCUCAUUCCAAUAUGACCGAUGUACUCAAUGUCAGUAAGUACUGCUCACUUUCUUCAAUGGACCCCAUCACCAUGGAACUAUAUUUCAUUCUCACAUUGUCUCAAAAUGUCUUCUUUGUAGGAAUCACGUUUCUCUUCAGUGCAUACAUGAUGAUUUUCUUAUCUAGCCACCAGAGGAAGUCUGGGUACCUUCAUAGCAUAAACACUUCCCCAAGAACCUCCGCAGCCACAAUUGCCACCCAAACUGUCCUGCUGCUGGUGAAUUUCUUUGUGAUCAUGUACUGUUUGGAUAUCAUCAUCACCUCCUUCUCAACCAUGUUGUGGAAAUAUGAUCCAGUUGUUCUGGAUGUCCAGAGGCUUGUGGGAAGUGUUUAUGCCACUAUCAGUUCCUUGGUGCUGAUUAGUUCUGAUAGAAGAAUAAUUGGUAUUCUUCAAAAUGUGAUUGAUAUAAUAUCGAUUUUAAAAAGUUCCUGA